Messenger RNA from Neodiprion fabricii, 557 nucleotides. It is a transcript of the gene Sdhaf3, whose product is annotated as succinate dehydrogenase assembly factor 3, mitochondrial. Gene Ontology annotation, cellular component: mitochondrion; mitochondrial intermembrane space. Gene Ontology annotation, biological process: succinate metabolic process; mitochondrial respiratory chain complex II assembly. The record is from RefSeq and is a predicted model, not a curated record. The coding region runs from base 167 to 523 and encodes 118 amino acids. The transcript is spliced from 2 exons. Lineage: Eukaryota; Metazoa; Arthropoda; Insecta; Hymenoptera; Diprionidae.
GAAUACAUAACUGCGAGAUUAGAGCGGCUGCGUGUUUUUAAUUAUAUAAAUGCAAUCUGAAAGAUCGCCGGCAAAAAUUCAUUAUGAUGCUGCUCGCCUAUGGUAAAAUUCGAUGAGGAAAUUUUGUUAGUUAUUGCAACGUUUAGCGGACUAGUUACUUACAAAAAUGAACAUAACCUCACAUGUGCAACGGGUGAAGUUUUUAUACAAAACUAUCCUGAAACUUCACCGCGGCUUACCGUUGGAAAUUCAACCUCUGGGCAAUAAUUACGUCCGCGAUGAAUUUAGGCGGCAUAAAAAUUGCAACCCUGCAGAGGCUCAAGUUUUCAUGACAGAGUGGGCUGAUUAUGCUACAAAACUUGCCGAGCAACUGGGACUUAGAGGACCACAGCAAGCCAAAAAAUUAGGUAUAGAUUUGGACCAGGAUGCGAUUGAGAAAAUGAGAGAUGAGCAAAUACAGCAACUCUAUGAAUUGAUGAUGACGGCAACUGGAAAACACGUUGAAAAGAGUAAUGAUACUUAAUCAUAGGUGCACUGGGUUGUUACCCUCUGUAAGU